This is a messenger RNA of Mesorhabditis belari, 237 nucleotides long. The record is from the annotation of a GenBank genome assembly. Lineage: Eukaryota; Metazoa; Nematoda; Chromadorea; Rhabditida; Rhabditidae.
AUGCUCUCCGGAUCGACGGUGCUCGACUCAAUCGCGCCGAAAGCCGCUUCUAAGGGUCCUAUAGCUGAAAAGGAAAAUAACGUACCCAUCGGAUAUCAGCAAACGAACAAAAUUAUGGUGGAGCAAAUUCGACAAUUGAAGCUCGAGGUGGCCAACGGCAAAGGAAAAAUCGAGGAUCUGCGAAAGGAAAACUUCCGACUAAGCGAACGUUCACGCGCUCGAAGCGGCAACCGAGAA